Herpailurus yagouaroundi (jaguarundi) is the source of this 584-nucleotide messenger RNA. RefSeq names its product hypocretin neuropeptide precursor (gene HCRT). Gene Ontology annotation, molecular function: type 1 orexin receptor binding; type 2 orexin receptor binding; neuropeptide hormone activity. Lineage: Eukaryota; Metazoa; Chordata; Mammalia; Carnivora; Felidae. The record is from RefSeq and is a predicted model, not a curated record. Gene Ontology annotation, cellular component: perinuclear region of cytoplasm. Bases 89 to 484 code for a protein of 131 amino acids. The transcript is spliced from 2 exons. Gene Ontology annotation, biological process: sleep; response to starvation; temperature homeostasis.
UCACAGUCAACGGCCUCAAAGUUCCUGGCUAUUUGGACCACUGCAGACAACACCUUUCUUGGCUACCCCACUCUGAGCUCCAGACGCCAUGAACCCUCCCUCUACAAAGGUCCCCUGGGCCGCCGUGACGCUGCUGCUGCUGCUGCUUUUGCUACCGCCCGCGCUCCUGUCGCCGGGAGCGGCAGCGCAGCCCCUGCCCGACUGUUGCCGCCAGAAGACGUGCUCCUGCCGCCUCUACGAGCUGCUGCACGGCGCGGGCAACCACGCGGCCGGCAUCCUCACGCUGGGCAAGCGGCGGCCGGGACCCCCUGGCCUCCAGGGCCGGCUGCAGCGCCUCCUGCAGGCCAGCGGCAACCACGCAGCCGGCAUCCUGACCAUGGGCCGCCGCGCAGGCGCAGAGCCAGCGCCGCGCCCCUGCCCCGGGCGUAGAUGUCCUGCCUUGGCCGCUCCCUCUGCGGCGCCUGGGGGACGGUCUGGAGUCUGAGCCGUUGCUCUGGCCGGGUUCUGACCCUGCCCUCUCCUCGCUGCCCGCCGGGUGUCAGCCCUCAGAAAAAGGGCAAUAAAGACGAGUCUCUGUUAGUGAA